Messenger RNA from Arabis nemorensis, 1047 nucleotides. NCBI's taxonomy places the organism in Eukaryota, Viridiplantae, Streptophyta, Magnoliopsida, Brassicales, Brassicaceae. The record is from the annotation of a GenBank genome assembly.
AUGGAGAAGCCAAAGUUCAAGACUGUCCAAGAGGUGGUUGCAUCCGGCGAAAGACUACCAGAAAGAUAUCUCCAAACACCCACUGGUGACGAUGAAGUUCAACCUCUUAACGGUUUGGUGCCGGAGAUGGAUAUUCCGACUAUUGAUCUCAGUCUUCUCCUCUCUUCUUCUGAAGACGGUCGAAAAGAGUUGAGUAAACUUCACUCAGCGCUCUCUAAAUGGGGAGUUGUUCAGGUGAUGAAUCAUGGAAUUACAGAAGCGUUUCUCGACGAAAUUUACAAGCUAACCAAGCAGUUCUUUGCGCUUCCAACGGAAGAGAAACAGAAGUACGCGAGAGAUAUUGGUAAUGUCCAAGGAUAUGGAAACGACAUGAUUCUUGCGGAUGAUCAAAUUCUCGAUUGGAUCGACCGUUUGUUUCUCACUACUUACCCUGACGAUCAGCGACAACUUAAAUUCUGGCCUCAAGUUCCAGUCGGAUUCAAGGAAACUUUGCAUGAAUACACAAUGAAGCAAAAGCCAGUGAUUGAGCAAUUCUUCAAGGCCGUGGCUAGAUCGUUGGAAUUGGAAGAGAGUUGUUUUCUUGAGAUGCAUGGACAAAAUGCUAGAAUUGAUACAAGAUUCAACAUGUAUCCUCCAUGUCCUAGACCGGACAAGGUUAUUGGGGCUAAACCGCAUGGUGAUGGCUCGGCUUUCACUCUUCUCUUACCGGACAAAAAUGUGGAAGGCCUUCAGUUCCUCAAAGAUGGGAAGUGGUAUAAAGCUCCGAUAGUCCCUGAUACAAUUCUUAUCAAUGUUGGAGAUCUCAUGGAGAUAAUGAGCAAUGGAAUAUAUAAGAGCCCUGUUCAUAGAGUGGUGACUAACAAAGAAAGUGAAAGGAUAUCUGUGGCAACGUUUUGCAUUCCGAGUCCAGACAAAGAGAUUCAACCUGUAGAGGGGCUUGUGUCUGAGACAAGACCAAGAUUGUAUAAAACGGUUAAGAAGUAUGUUGAGGUCUACUUCGAUUCUUAUCAACAAGGUCGAAGACCUAUUGAAGCUGCCCUAAUCUAA